UCUUCCUCUUCCUCUUCCUCUCCAAACUCUUUGGCCACUACACUCUCCAGCAAUGCUUGUUCAAUGCGCUGGGAGUCAUCACCGAGCUCAAAGUCAUCCAUAGCAAGUUCGCCGAAGGUUGA
Fusarium pseudograminearum CS3096 is the source of this 122-nucleotide messenger RNA. RefSeq lists its product as uncharacterized. The annotation marks the transcript as partial. The record is from RefSeq and is a predicted model, not a curated record. The transcript has a single exon. Lineage: Eukaryota; Fungi; Ascomycota; Sordariomycetes; Hypocreales; Nectriaceae.